AUCUUUGCAGCUUAUUGUGAUUUCAACCGUGGAGGAUGGUCCUAUGCAUCACCUUUCAAGAGGCUGUUCUCUGAUCAGCAUUAAGCAUGGCCACGCCCGCCCUUAACUCCUGACUGUGGGGAAAGAGGCUGUGUGGGUGACAGGUUGGAAGGUUUACUACUGCCUUAAUCCUCUUCUCUGCAGUUGAGGUUUCAGGUUUCAACCCUCCCAAUACCACAAGACAGUGCAGCGAGCACCGGAGGCCGCCGCCUCCGCCUCCGCGCCUCAAGCCCGGCAGCCUGCAGAUUUCAGCGCCGCCGCCUCGCACUCGCCCUGCCCUAGACCAGGGUUGGGCGCAGCGGCGGAGGCUGCUUCUGGGCUGCGGGAGCUGGGCGCGCUGGAGGGCGGCGAUCGCAGCUGGGCCGGGACUUCCUUCCUCCAGCGCACGGCAACAAAACAACCCUGCAGCAGGCACUGAGCGCUUGGCAGCUGUCCCGGCGAGCGAGAGGCACAGCGAUGGGCUCCGUGCUGAGCAGCGACAGCGGCAAGUCGGCGCCCGCCUCUGCCACCCCGCGGGCCCUGGAACGCAGCGGGGACCCGGAGUUGCCCGUCACGUCCUUCGACUGCUCCGUAUGCCUUGAGGUGUUACACCGGCCUGUCCGGACCCGCUGUGGCCACGUAUUCUGCCGUUCCUGUAUUGCUACCAGUCUAAAGAACAACAAGUGGACUUGUCCUUAUUGCCGGGCAUAUCUUCCUUCAGGAGGAGUUCCAGCAACUGAUGUAGCCAAAAGGAUGAAAUCAGAGUUUAAGAACUGCACUGAGUGUGACACCCUGGUUUGCCUCAGUGAAAUGAGGGCACAUAUUCGGACUUGUCAGAAGUACAUAGAUAUGUAUGGACCACUACAAGAUCUUGGGGAGACAGCAGCAAGGUGUGUAUGUCCCUUUUGUCAGAGGGAACUGGAUGAAGACAGCUUGCUGGAUCAUUGUAUUACUCAUCACAGAUCGGAACGAAGGCCUGUGUUCUGUCCACUUUGCCGUUUAAUACCUGAUGAGAAUCCAACCAGCUUCAGUGGCAGUUUAAUAAGACAUCUGCAAGUUAGUCACACUUUGUUUUAUGAUGAUUUCAUAGAUUUUAAUAUAAUUGAGGAAGCUCUUAUCCGAAGAGUCUUAGAUCGGUCACUUCUUGAGUAUGUGAAUCACUCAAACACCACAUAAUUUUAGUAAAAGGAAAGGAAAAGGGACCACUGAAUCACACCAUUUAAGAUGCUGCUUGAACAAAUUGGAAGUUGUCAAUGCUUGAUGGGCAAAAAUGAACAACACAGUUAUACAUUUGUCCAUGUUUAUUGUUAUAGUGCAUUUUAAAACUGCUUUAAUUUUGAUGGUUUAAAUCUGUUUUACGUUCUUGAGAUUUUUACACAUUUAACAACCCAAAAUUGUCUACAUCAGUCAUUAUUAUAUGGAAAAGACACAGGGUAGGCAAGUGGGUGGAGGAUCUUGGUUUGCAAAUUAGAUAACACUCGGUGUCUAAUGCUACAUAUUAAUAACUCCCAUCAUGGUUAGGCACGGUAACUAAUCUUUGUUCUACGUAAAAAAACAGAGUGAAACAAAGUGCAGACAUUC
Sapajus apella (tufted capuchin) is the source of this 1599-nucleotide messenger RNA. RefSeq names its product ring finger protein 125 (gene RNF125). Lineage: Eukaryota; Metazoa; Chordata; Mammalia; Primates; Cebidae. Gene Ontology annotation, biological process: ubiquitin-dependent protein catabolic process; protein polyubiquitination. Gene Ontology annotation, molecular function: ubiquitin protein ligase activity. The record is from RefSeq and is a predicted model, not a curated record. The coding region runs from base 496 to 1194 and encodes 232 amino acids. The transcript is spliced from 6 exons.